Messenger RNA from Penicillium antarcticum, 2136 nucleotides. RefSeq lists its product as uncharacterized. The record is from RefSeq and is a predicted model, not a curated record. Bases 1 to 2136 code for a protein of 711 amino acids. NCBI's taxonomy places the organism in Eukaryota, Fungi, Ascomycota, Eurotiomycetes, Eurotiales, Aspergillaceae. The transcript is spliced from 2 exons.
AUGCGUGGGACUUUCGUUCUUUCUCUGCUUUCGGCGCUGGGCGCCUCAGCUUCGCUCCUCAAGUCCAACCUCAAAAGUAAUGUCGACGUGCUGGCGCUCGACUAUGCCUUCAACCCCGUAAAGGCAGCGUACUGGACCGGCUACCCCCACCACCGCCGUACCCCAUUCUCCGUCUCGCCUGACGGAAAGUCCGCAUAUAUCGCGUACCUUGAUUCCAGUGCGACCGAUGUCCACGUCCAGCAAUUGGACCCCGAAACCUUCACAGCUACCGGAACCACCGUCACCAUCAGCGGCGGAAAGGAAGCUGGUGGUCUCGUCGCCCACAACGAUGGUUUCGCCCUUUUAACCAACGAGGCCAUGCCCUCAGGAACAACCAACGCCCCACCAAGCGACAUCCCAGUCCCAGUCCUGUACCGCUACACCAGCGGGAAGCAAACCUUCAAGACCUGGCUGGGCGGGCCAGACGUUCAUACCUCGGACGGCCGCUCCGCCUCGCCUGACAUGAACGGCGACCUCGUCUACUCUGAAGAAGCAGGCCUUUACGGCGCCUACUUCGUAGUAACAAACUACUCAGGCGACGCAUCUGGCCACUUCGGUGACAGCAUCGAAUACGCUUCAACAAACGGAGCCCUGGUCACAAUCACCGGCGCCUCCAGCUCCUGGGGCUGCAGCCACAACACGGGUAUUGCCUUUGAAGCCGCGGACGCUGCUCCCUUUGCCAGUAUCUGCGCCGAGGACCAGGGUGCUAUCUGGCUCAAUACCAAGACUCAGGGUAUGAAUACCGACGGUGUUAAGAUUUCCAACGAGAAUACCACCAACGGUGCCGGUGGUGAGGCUAUGGGUGGUAUGUCUGGUAGUUACAGUGCUCUUGCGCGCUUUGCCGAGACGACGAAGUAUAUCUUUGCCUGGGUUUCCCGUGGUGCUAUGGAUGUGACUGAGAACGAGUGGAUGGGAUCUGGAUAUACAAAUGUGCAGAACCGGACUAAUGGGCGCAAUGUUGCUAUUUCGUUGUUCUCGGAUAAGUAUACCAAGGUUGGUGCACAGGCUACUUCUGUUGUUGGCACCGAGGAUGGUGAUAGCCAGGUCAACUGGGUGACGAAUGGAUCGAAUGACUGCUCUAAUGCUCAUACUGCUACCUUUGGCAGUGAUAAUGCUGUUGUUUCUUGGGAGGAGAUCUCCAACCCUACUUGUGAUUUCAUUGCUAUGGGUUGUCGGGGUACUUUUGCUGGUACUUUCUUCCAGCAGGUUGAUUCCACUGGCGCGAAGGUUGGUGACGCAAUCUCCAGUGAGGAUGUCUAUGUAGCUGGUGAUAUGGUUACUAUGUCUGGUGGUCGUAUUUGCUGGCCUUAUGUUAGCAUGAUUUGGAAUCUGUCGCAGGCUGUCGAUGACUCUGCUUCUGGGUCUAGUACUAAGAAGAUGAGUAUCGCUUGCCUGAGCCUUCAGGAUGUUGACUCUUCUGUUGCUUCCUCUGCUUCGUCUACCUCGUCUGCUACGGUUGCUGGUACUAUUAAUGCUGCCUCUGUUACUUCUACUUCUACUGCCGCCGCUGCCACUGCCUCCGUAGAUGCCUCUUCCAACGUCGCAACUGAGGCUUCUGACGCCUCAGCUAGCGCCUCGGCUGACGUCGCUUCCGUUGUGGUUCCUGCCACCUCAUCUGCUGCCGCUCCUGCUGUCUGCGAUGCUACAUCAGGUGUUUCGUCGGAUACUUUGUCCGGGAUUUCCUCCGCUGGGGCCGUCGCUGCCUCAGAGGCCUCAUCUGAAGCCUCAAAUGCUUCUCCUGAGAUUUCCGCUGCUACAUCCGCUACCCCAAUCACCACUGCCGCCUCCGGCAGCACCGAUACAGGCUUCGAAGGAGCCAUUCCCUCUGCCAUCCCCUCUGAGGCCGCCCCUGUCUUCCAGUCGGGUGCUUCCUCCAGCAUCCCGGUUGUAUUCCCCUCUGGCUUCGCUUCCGGUGUCCCUUACGACCUGUUCCUGCCCACUGGCUUGCCUUUGGCUGAGAUAUCCGAUGAGUCUGCGUUCGCUGCUUGCACUGGUACUCCUAAGCAUCGCGGUAACCUCGGUCAUCACUCCCACCAUGGAAAUCUUGGACACCACACUCACCGUGAACACCAUGUUAGCUUGUUUCCUGAUUUCUAG